Carassius gibelio (silver crucian carp) is the source of this 569-nucleotide messenger RNA. RefSeq names its product voltage-dependent calcium channel subunit alpha-2/delta-4-like. NCBI's taxonomy places the organism in Eukaryota, Metazoa, Chordata, Actinopteri, Cypriniformes, Cyprinidae. The record is from RefSeq and is a predicted model, not a curated record. The coding region runs from base 306 to 554 and encodes 82 amino acids. The transcript is spliced from 4 exons.
UCAGGAUUCUGGGAAGUUUUCUUUGUCACCCAAAAAAAACACUUUUGAAGCUUUCGAAGUGUCUUUUGGGCACAAUCUGAUAUCAAGACCAGACUGGGAUUACCACACACUGUUUGUCUUUAGGAUCCGGUGAGCUGGAGAUCGUACACGCUGCUGUUUUAUGCACAUGGCAAGGGGUUGAUGGGAAGGAUGAGUGCUGUUUUCAUGUUGGACCAUCCAAACAAGAGCUCAGAUGAGGAUACCGCCUGAAACGUGAUGAAAGACUUCUGCAGCACACUCUGUUUGACGCAGUGGUCACAGAUCUUAUGGAAGUAUUCUGGACCACACUGCUGCUCAACGCGUAUGGAAUUGAUGGGGGUUUGGAGACGGCGUUCCUGGGCACACGCUCCGGCCUCAUGAGAAUGAUCAGAUAUGUCAGCAAAGAGAAACGUGUGGUGAAAAAAUUCUUAUCUCCGUCAGAUAAGGAGAAUAUUUUAGUCUGGACCUUUUCCCUGUUUGGUAUCGGCGUGCGGCAAAGAAUCCAGCUGGACGCUUUUUGUACCAUGUCCCAAUAGAGGACAGCACACCAG